UUAAAACAAACAUCUUAGUACCAAUUCUUCUCUCUUUGCUGUCUUUAAGAUCACCAACAUAUUCCAACACCAUGGUUUUUCCAAAACCAGCUUCUGAGUCUGACCUUUUUCUUCAUUCCAAUUUUGCAUCUCGCUAUGUUAGGGACUCUCUUCCCAGGUUCAGCAUGCCUGACGACUCCAUGCCUAAGGAGGCUGCCUAUCAGAACAUUCACGAUGAGUUACAGCUUGAUGCCAUUCCAAAGCUUAAUUUGGCUUCCUUCGUGACUACAUCCAUGGAGGAAGAGUGCAACAAGCUGAUCAUGGAAUCUAUCAACAAGAACUACGUGGACAUGGACGAAUAUCCAAUCACCACUGAUCUUCACAAUCGGUGUGUGAACAUGAUAGCACGUUUGUUCCAUGCUGAAAUUGGAGAAGAUGAGAAUGCUAUUGGAGCCGGAACAGUUGGCUCAUCAGAGGCCAUAAUGCUGGCAGGGCUGGCAUUCAAGAAGAAGUGGCAGAACAAGCGCAAGGCAGAAGGCAAGCCUUAUGAUAAGCCUAAUUUGGUGACUGGCUCCAAUGUGCAAGUAUGUUGGGAGAAAUUUGCGAGAUAUUUUGAGGUGGAAUUGAGGGAAGUGGAGGUGAGAGAAGGAUACUACGUUAUGGAUCCUGCGAAAGCAGUUGAGCUGGUUGAUGAGAACACUAUUUGUGUGGCUGCAAUAUUGGGUUCAACUUACAACGGAGAGUUUGAAGAUGUGAAGCUCUUGAAUGACUUGCUGCUACAAAAGAAUAAACAAACUGGAUGGGAUACACCAAUUCAUGUGGAUGCUGCAAGUGGUGGUUUCAUUGCUCCUUUCCUUUAUCCAGAGCUGGAGUGGGAUUUCAGGCUGGCAUUGGUGAAGAGCAUAAAUGUGAGUGGACACAAGUAUGGUCUUGUUUAUGCUGGUAUUGGUUGGGUUAUUUGGAGGACAAAGGACGACUUACCCGAAGACCUUGUGUUUCAUAUCAACUACCUUGGAGCUGACCAACCCACCUUCACCCUCAAUUUCUCUAAAGGUCCUUCUUUACAACCUUGUGUUCCAUAUCAUUACAUGACACCAUGUACUUACCUUGUCACAUCUUCACUUACAGGUUCUAGUCAGAUCAUUGCUCAAUACUAUCAGCUAAUUCGUCUUGGCCAAGAGGGUUAUCGAAGCAUAAUGGAGAACUGCAGAGAAAACGCAAUGGUGCUGAAGGAAGAUUUGGAGAAGAGUGGGCGCUUUAACAUACUCUCAAAAGACGAUGGUGUUCCUGUGGUGGCAUUUUCUCUGAAAGACCGAAGGCAAUACGAUGAGUACAAGAUAUCAGAGAUGCUGCGGCGCCAUGGUUGGAUCGUGCCAGCUUAUCCAAUGCCACCUGCUGCUCAGCACAUAAAUGUUCUCCGUGUGGUGAUCAGGGCUGAGUUUUCACGCACCCUUGCUGAGCGCCUUGCGUUUGACAUACACAAUGUGCUGCAUGAGCUUGAAAAGGUGCAUCCACCCACAAAGACCAAUAACACUGAGGAAGUGAACAAGUCCUUGGUUGAUUCCGAGGUCAAGAAAACUGCAAUGGAUACACAGAAGGAAAUCAUUGCUCAAGAAUCCAACAAACGUCAGAAAAUCAUGGCUUCCUAGUUAGGGAGCUAUCUCACUAUGCCAACUAAAUACGCCACCUCUAUUUGUUUUUAACUACAUUCAAGAUCCGCACCGUUAACUAUAUUUCAUUUUUCGUUCCAAAAUAUCAUAGUUGAUUUGUUUUUUUA
Molecule: messenger RNA, 1756 nt
Organism: Vigna unguiculata (cowpea)
Lineage: Eukaryota; Viridiplantae; Streptophyta; Magnoliopsida; Fabales; Fabaceae
Product: glutamate decarboxylase 1-like
Biological process (GO): L-glutamate catabolic process
Cellular component (GO): cytosol
Molecular function (GO): pyridoxal phosphate binding; glutamate decarboxylase activity
Source: RefSeq, a predicted model, not a curated record